CAUGUUGCCAACAGAGCUCUGACUGGCAGACAGACAGACCGAAAGAUAUAGAGACAGAAUACUAAGAAAGAAAGAAAAAGAAACCUGUGUAAAUUCAAGAAGUGAUAGAAAGUGAAUGAGAACAAGGAAAAACAACAAAGGAGAACAAGAAGAUAAAGGAAGGUCUAAAGUAGAGAUCACAAGUGCUAAAGCAGAUCGAGCUCCUCUUCUUCAUCAGUUUACAAGUGUGGUGCGUCUGUCUGUCUGUCUGUCCGAAAACUCUCUUCAUCAUUCAGUGCUCAUGUGAAACAGUAAACGUGUUGCAGCUUGAAAGAGCCCAUCCGUUAGAGAAUCAGUCAGCCCUCACCGUUAGCCUGUUGUUUAUAAACCUAAUAUUUAACCCACCCAUCAUAAUGGCUCCAAAGAAGAAGUCGUCACGCCCUAAAAAGUCCAUGCCUGAACUGACCACAGUUGAGAGUGGAGUACUGGUCCCAGAGCCCGGUAUUAAGAAGCUGGAGGUUCCUAUUAAUAUUGAGCACCUGAAUCGACUCAAUGGGGUUCCCCUGCCACCGCCCAUCAUACGACCUGGGGAGAGGGGUUUUGGCCUGGGCAGCGAACUCACUCGUCCCCUACAUGGAUCUGUUCUGCUUGAGGAGCUGAGCCGAAUGAGGCAGGAACGUUUUCUCACUGACCUGGAGAUGGCCUGUAAAACCAAGGCAUUUGAUGUUCACAAACUAGUAAUUUCCUCGGUCAGCCAAUAUCUUCGUGAAGUUCUGGCCAAGGACCCGGGGCUUAAAAGAUUGGAGCUCCCAACAAUCUCACCUCUCGGACUUGCCAACGUGAUUACAUUUGCUUACCUGGGCCGUGUGCACAUGUCCCUGUACACUAUUGGUUGCACUGUGUCUGCUGCCACCACCCUGCAGAUCCCUCAUCUUCUCCAGAUGUGCAUGGACUUCCUCAUGGCCGAGUUGAAUGUUCACACUUGUGUGUACGUGUGGAACAUCGCUGCAGCAUAUGGCCUGAUGCCCGUCCGUGAGGCUGCCCGCCGCUACAUUAUGGAGAAUUUCGCCCAGUUCUCCGAGACCAGCCAGUUUAACCAGCUCACCCUAGAGCAGAUUACAUCCUUCCUACAAGACGACAACCUGGUCCUUUCCUCAGAGGUCACCACCUUCCAGGUGGUCAUGAAGUGGCUGGACUUUGACCCAAAGAGACAGGAACAUGCUGCAGAGCUGCUGUCUAACGUGCGCUUUGAGACUAUCCCCGCCAGCGAGCUGGUUAGUGAGGUCCAGCCUGUGGCACGUAUGAUGUUGGAUCCUCAGUGUCACCGUCUGCUGGUGGAAGCCAUGAACUACCAUUUGCUGCCCUACCAGCAGAGCACACUGCAGUCACGUCGCACAAAAGUCCGGGGAAGCCAGAGCGCUCUGCUGACAAUCGGGGGUCGCCCUUCACUAACUGAGCGCGCCUUGAGUCGAGAGGUAUUGUGGAGAGAUCCUCGAGAGGGCGUGGCCACGUGGCGUCAUCUUACCCAACUCCCAGCGAAGAGCUUCAACCAGUGUGUGGCUGUGAUGGAUGGAUUCUUAUACGUGGCUGGAGGUGAAGAUCAAAAUGAUGCCCGUAACCAAGCUAAACAUGCUGUUGGAACCUUAAGCAGAUACGAUCCUCGCUUCAACACCUGGCUCCAUCUAACCAGCAUGCGUCAACGACGCACCCAUUUCAGUUUGGUGGCCACCGCUGGGCGGCUGUACGCCAUUGGGGGCCGCAACACUGAUGGUCUUCUAGCGACUAUUGAGAGCUACCAACCCUCUACCAACACUUGGCAGCUCCGUACUCCAAUGGAUGUGCCCCGAUGCUGCCAUGCCAGUGCCGUUCUGCCAUCCGGAGACAUCCUGGUCACCGGUGGCUACGUCAAUUGCGCUUACACUCGCUCGGUCAUCCGUUACAGCAUUGGCAGCGACACCUGGAUCGAGCAGGGAGAGCUUGAGACACCCCGUGGCUGGCACUGCUCCACAACACUAGGGGGCAAGGUGUACGUGGUGGGUGGUAGCCAGCUUGGCCACGGCGGAAUCCGCAUUGAUGUGAUGACCAUGGAGGUUUUCUCCCCUGAUAGUAACCAAUGGACCAGAGCCGCAAGCCUGCCCUUGGGAGUGAGCACAGCUGGUCUGUCUCCACUUGGAGAUCACCUGUACCUGCUGGGCGGUUGGAAUGAAGCAGAGAAGCGUUACAAGUCAGCGGUCCAGCGCUAUGAUCCACCCACUGAUAGCUGGGGGGCUGUGGAAGACCUACCUGAACCUAUAGUGGGAGUGUCGUGCUGUGCCCUGCCCUUGCCCCCGCGCCACAUGACCCGCAGGCACCGAAAUACCCCAUUCCAUGAAGAUCAGAGCACGGCAGGAGAAAAAAAAGCAUGAAUGACAAAGAGCAGGAAAGAGAUAGGGUGAUGUGAUGAUUAUUAGAGUGGAGAAAUGAAGGAACUGGUGAGGGAUGUGUACAGGUGAGAUGGAAAACUGAAGAAGGGAGAGAAGAGCGUGAUAGAAAGGAAAACACUAUGCACAAAUAGGUACAAAGGGAGUUAAAAAAUAGUACUACCUAGGGCCCACUUUUAAAGAGUGUGAAGGAUGACUGCAUUUCAUUAUACAUGAGAAAGAGAAACGAAUCAGUGAAACAUCUGUGUGUGAGGUGUUGUGAAUGAAUGCAUUUUAAAAAUCGAGCCAUACAGUUCUAAUGAAAAUACCAUCAUGGGAUUACCAUUUAUUCCAGUUAUUCAUUUGCAUUUCAUAUUAUUUAUUAAUUACUUAAUCACGUUAUAUAUCUCUAAAUAAACUGCAUGUUUAUUUAGUUGUUUAAUGUACUAGAAAUUGUGUAUGCAACUCCUUCCCACCGACAUAUGCAAGAAGGUACCAAAGUAUCCACAAAGGAAUGUGUAAACCCAGGAAAAAUAUGUCAUUCUACUGAUUGGCUGUGGUCACAGUUGCAUUUAAAUCGACAUCAGAUCACCAGCACAACCACCCUAGCCCAAACUCAAACCCCAAAAUGUCACAAAAUUAAAAAUACAUAUUUUAUGUUCACAUGUGCAUUACACUAAAUUUUCAUAAACAUAAUCUUACCUCAAGAAUAAAUGAUGAACAUGAUGAAUCCACUCUCCUUUAACCCACAUAAUAAAAACAUAAAAACAACCCACAGCCCAAUUGACCUGGUUUUGCAGUGGAAAUUUAAAUGGGAAGACAUUGGAAACCCAGUACUCAAGCUCCUGGAUUUCACAGAAAUAAAACAUUAAAUUCUC
Molecule: messenger RNA, 3256 nt
Organism: Triplophysa rosa
Lineage: Eukaryota; Metazoa; Chordata; Actinopteri; Cypriniformes; Nemacheilidae
Gene: klhl43
Product: kelch-like family member 43
Exons: 7
Coding region: 393-2384 (663 amino acids)
Cellular component (GO): cytoplasm; nucleus
Molecular function (GO): protein binding
Source: RefSeq, a predicted model, not a curated record